AUGAUGCAUGCCACGAAUCAUUACACCAUUCGAUACCAUCCUCAGGCCAAUGGAAUGGUGGAACGGACAAACCGUGUAGUGAAAGCUGCCCUUACUACCUUAGUCGGCAACCGUCCAAGAGUAUGGCAUCAGUUUGUCCCAGAACUUCGGCUCCAGAUUAAUUCUGCCAUACAUCGUACUACUGGGGAACAGCCAAUCUACCUCCUGACUGGGCGUCACGCAAAUUUUCCUGUGGGUCUCACCAAUGAAGCCAUAUUUGCAGAGAAUCUCAAUUUACAGGGACGACUACAAGAAGCUCGUCAAGCAGCGGUAGAAGCUUCCAGACAAGCAAGGCAGAUUUAUGGAAGAUACUACGACCGAGGCAAAAAGAUAGUGUUCCAGCCUACAGAGGGAUCCCUUGUCUGUGGUAAAUGGCGUGGACCAGCUCGAGUCAUCAGACGCUUAGGGCCAGUUUCCUUCGAAGUACUGAACUUGGACACAGGAGUUCAACUGAAGGCCCAUUUGAAUCACCUGAAGCCCUAUCGCCCUUCUGAGGAACUCUCCUAUGCUGUCGACGAUGAUGACGAGGAAGGACGUGCAGAUGACGAAGAGGGACGUCCCGGUGACGAGGAAGGACCUGCAAACGACGAGGAGGGCCCUGGAGAUGACGAGGAAGGAGGCGAGGAUGGUACCAACCAGCCAGGUGCAGCGGUCCAGGAUGCAGACCUUCCAGAGGAUCCAUGGGUGUCUGUUCUGACAUCCUUUGCCAGGGAGCCAGAGGAGCGCAGGGAGCUGAAUGUUGCAGCCGAGACGCUCAACGGCAACAAUGUAUAG
Molecule: messenger RNA, 813 nt
Organism: Penaeus vannamei (Pacific white shrimp)
Lineage: Eukaryota; Metazoa; Arthropoda; Malacostraca; Decapoda; Penaeidae
Source: RefSeq, a predicted model, not a curated record